Molecule: messenger RNA, 867 nt
Organism: Ilyonectria robusta
Lineage: Eukaryota; Fungi; Ascomycota; Sordariomycetes; Hypocreales; Nectriaceae
Exons: 2
Coding region: 136-426 (96 amino acids)
Source: RefSeq, a predicted model, not a curated record
CGUGCAAUGACGAAACUCCGACUUGGUGAGCAUGACUAAGCCAAAUUGGACAUCGCAUGUCCAAUCACCGCUCUCCGUCACGCGACUCUCGAAAGUUGCAUCUGCAAGUCGUCGCCGGCAACAGCAGCUUUCACCAUGGCAGGAGACAAGAUCCCGACGAUUCAGUCCCUCGAGCGACCCGAGAAGCUUGAGGAUAUCCUGCGCAAGGACCGGGGCGACGACUGUCUGCCCUGCAAGGUCGUUGGCAGCGGUGCAUUCUUCGGCCUCGCAGCAUACAGCUACUUCUCGGGAAUGUCGCAGCUCGAGAAGCAACGAGCGCUGAUCCUAAAGAGCAACUCCCUGUUCGGCAUGCGCAGCCGCAAGCUCGGCAUCACGACCAUCUCCGUGGGACUUGUCUGGAUGGGUCUCUGGAGAGCUUUCAAGUAAUACGCAAACAUUUCCUUAAUACGAUACGAACCCCACUCCGUCCACCGAAAUAAACUCGACAUCGUUGGCUGUGAAGCUGGCGGCUCUCUUGAAACAACGUUCGACGAAAUAUAUUCGACUUGGCUGUGACGACCCUGCCAAAGCGGGCCUCGCCCAUGUACCAAAAUAACAUAUCAAGCCGUGUAUGAGGCGUUUGGGGGUUGCAUGGAAUUCAGCCAAAAGUUAUAAUAUUAUGUACUAUUUGCACAUGACAAUAGACGAUGCCAACCGUUAGCCGCACGCCACACUGCUUGUGCUCUGCCAGGCUAGGAGCCGAGAGAGACCUAGAAUGAUUCUACCAUAGACGCACUUGACAAGAUAUAGAUGUCGAACUAGAUCUGUGAGACCGGGCGAUCUCGAUGUUUUAAUAGCGUGUACUUCGUAGUUGCAUGUGAAAUUCAG